AUGGCAGACGUCAUCGGAGAACCAUCCGGAUUGCAGCCCGAAAGCGCUCCCGUUCAGAAACAACCCCGCCGUCGCUUCAUCGGAAAAAGAGCUGCCGCAGAACUACACAAGGCGAAAGCUGCUGCUUCAAAUCCUUCGACUUCCACCGACGACAUCCAAGUCGAGGAUUCUGUCGCCAUUCAGGUGAAACCCCGCCGUCCCGCAGGUACCACUCGCAACCAAAUCCCAGAUUCAAUCCUCCAAAACCCCUCUCUGAACGCCGCCAUCUCCCUCCUCCCCUCGAACUACAACUUCGAAAUUCACAAAACAAUCCACAAUAUCCAAAAAGCAUGUGCCACACGUGUAGCCCUCCAACUCCCAGAGGGUCUUCAAAUGUUCGCCUGUACCUUAUCCGACAUAAUCACCCAGUUCACCUCAGCAGAAGUACUUAUCAUGGGUGAUGUGACAUACGGUGCAUGCUGUAUAGACGAUUAUACAGCCAGAGCAUUGGGAUGUGAUUUCUUGGUGCAUUAUGCUCAUAGUUGUCUUAUUCCUUCGGAUGUUAAUAGGAUUAAGACGUUAUACGUCUUUGUCAGUAUUGAUAUCGAUGCUAAGCAUUUUAUUGCUACCAUGGCGAGGAAUUUCACAUCAGGGAAACAUAUUGCCGUCGUGGGGACGAUACAGUUUAAUGCUACAAUUCACGGUGUGAAAACCGAAUUGGAAGAAACGGCUGGUAUUAAAAUAUCCGUUCCUCAGAUACUACCUCUAUCCAAGGGCGAGAUUCUGGGUUGCACGGCACCCAAGUUAUCGAAUCAAAGGAAAAAAGACGGUACAAUGGUCGAAGGAGUCGAUGCGGUUGUAUACCUCGGAGACGGAAGAUUCCAUCUAGAAAGUGUGAUGAUUCAAAACCCUUCCUUACCGGCAUAUAGAUACGACCCAUACUCUCGAAAAUUCACGAGAGAAGAAUACGACCAUCAAGAAAUGCAAACACUACGAUUGACCGCAAUAAAACAAGCAAAGACUGCUAAAAAAUGGGGGCUCAUAUUGGGUACUUUGGGAAGACAGGGGAAUCCUAAUACGUUAUCGAAUUUGGAGGAUAGAUUGAAGGAAUUGGGGGUUGAGUAUGUUUUGUUAUUGUUGUCGGAGAUUUUUCCGGGGAAAUUGGCGAUGUUUGGGGAUGUGGAGGCUUGGGUGCAGGUUGCUUGUCCCAGGUUGAGUAUCGAUUGGGGGUAUGCUUUCCCCAGACCGCUGUUGAGUCCCUAUGAGGCCUGGGUGGCGUUGGGGAGGAGGGAAGAGUGGACGAAGGAAGGGGAUGGGAGUUAUCCGAUGGAUUUCUAUGGGAAGGAUGGGCUGGGGAGGAGUAAGCGGUACACCCAGUGA
Messenger RNA from Orbilia oligospora ATCC 24927, 1359 nucleotides. RefSeq lists its product as uncharacterized. The record is from RefSeq and is a predicted model, not a curated record. Gene Ontology annotation, molecular function: 2-(3-amino-3-carboxypropyl)histidine synthase activity. Gene Ontology annotation, biological process: protein histidyl modification to diphthamide. Bases 1 to 1359 code for a protein of 452 amino acids. The transcript has 2 exons. NCBI's taxonomy places the organism in Eukaryota, Fungi, Ascomycota, Orbiliomycetes, Orbiliales, Orbiliaceae.